Messenger RNA from Aspergillus campestris IBT 28561, 420 nucleotides. Its product is annotated as Dabb family protein. The coding region runs from base 112 to 420 and encodes 102 amino acids. NCBI's taxonomy places the organism in Eukaryota, Fungi, Ascomycota, Eurotiomycetes, Eurotiales, Aspergillaceae. The record is from RefSeq and is a predicted model, not a curated record. The transcript is spliced from 3 exons.
AAGCCCCUCUUUCAUCAUAUCGGGCCAUAUCUCCAUAUUACCCUUUCCACACCACACCCCUCAACCUCUCCAACAUUCUCUCCAAACAACUACCAUAAACCAAACGCCAAAAUGCCCAUCUACCACAUCGUCCUCUUCCGCCUCAAACCCAACGUCACCCCAGCCCAGCUGACAACCUGGUCCCAAACCGCCCAGAACAUGGUCGGCCAGAUCCCAGGCCUCCGAUCCCUCAAAGCCAACACGCCGCUGCCUAUCUGUGUGCCCCGCGCGAAGGGCUUCAAUAUGGGUCUCGUGGCUGUGUUGGAGGAGGCCAAGGAUGUGGAGGUUUAUGCGGGGCAUCCGGCGCAUCAAGAGGUGCAACGUAUGCGCGAGGAGCUGUGCGAGGAGACGCUGGCUUAUGACCUGGAGUUUGAGGAGUAG